UUCCUUGCCUUCAUUGUCGGUUUAUGCUGCCUUCAGCGCGGGAACGAUUUGUAGUGCAGUUCCAGUGGGAAGGAAGUUUUUGAACACACAUACAAAAAAACAAACAGAUAUGGAUCCUUCGGAGGUCGAGUUCCUUGCGGAGAAAGAGAUGGUGAAGAUAAUACCAAAUUUCAGCCUAGAUAAAGUCUUUUUAAUCGGGGGAGAUCUGGGUCCCUUCAACCCUGGACUACCUAUUGAUGUUCCCGUGUGGCUGGCUCUAAACCUAAAACAGAGACAGAAGUGUAGAAUUAUUCCUCCUGAGUGGAUGGAUGUUGAGAAACUGGAGGAGAUGCGAGACCUUGAGAGAAAAGAGGAUAUGUUUACACCUGUUCCCAGUCCUUACUACAUGGAGCUUACCAAGCUGCUACUAAACCACGCGUCUGACAACAUUCCUAAAGCAGAUGAGAUCCGUACACUGGUCAAAGACAUCUGGGAUACUCGCAUUGCCAAGCUCCGCCUGUCCGCUGACAGUUUCAUCAGUCAGCAGGAAGCUUAUGCCAAGCUGGACAACCUUACUCUGAUGGAGAUCAACACCAUACGAGCGUUUCUUCUUGAUACUCUCAACUGUAUGUACAAGCUACGGUCCAACGUGCAGUGAGGGGCAGUUCAUGGACUACUGGUACAAAAGCUCAAACACACACAAGGCUUGCUAAAAAGGGUUGGAUUUAGCAAGACUGGGGUUAAACCUAACAUUAAAGACAGUUUUCUGGAAAAGUGAAGAGACGUACUCAGCUAUUUAAGUUAUCAUGUUGAUCUCCGGUCUGUUUUGUGUGAAUCUGCAUGUAGUUACAGACUGAAAGCUUUGUAUCUGCUGUUUGCAGUGAGUGUAUCAUUUGUGAAUGUUGUCAUUAGGUUUCAAAAUGUAUGUAUGUGCAUGUAAACAGAGUAUAUACAUGUAUACUUUUUUCCCCUCACAAUUUUUAAUCAGUCUUAUUCUGAUUUUUGAUCUUGUUGUUGUGUUAGUGAUUAAAAAAGAUGUUUUCUGGUUUACUAGAAUGAAUGUGGUUUCUGUCAAACAUUGGUAAACUAAACAAUUCCUUCCUAAAAUGUAUUUAAGUGUGGAAAAAACCCAAAUUAAAAGGAAUUCCACUCAA
This is a messenger RNA of Oreochromis aureus, 1133 nucleotides long. RefSeq names its product GINS complex subunit 2 (gene gins2). Gene Ontology annotation, biological process: double-strand break repair via break-induced replication; DNA replication. The coding region runs from base 110 to 637 and encodes 175 amino acids. NCBI's taxonomy places the organism in Eukaryota, Metazoa, Chordata, Actinopteri, Cichliformes, Cichlidae. The transcript has 5 exons. Gene Ontology annotation, cellular component: nucleus; GINS complex. The record is from RefSeq and is a predicted model, not a curated record.